CUCAGGCGAUGGCGUUUUACAACGAAGUCGAUGCUGCUUCAGUGGCCUCACCCGUGCCGUGCGGUUCGUGGGUUUGGAUUCCCACAGGGGCCAGUGUCACUUUCACGUCGCCUAAUUACCCCAACGACUAUACCUGGACGAAGUGUUACUGGAAGUUUUACGCUAACUCCUCUGACGCCCGGAUUGAGAUCGACUGCUCAGACUUCCAGCUGCAGGAUCGCUUUUUAGGAUUGUGUCUCAGUGAUGUACUCAUUAUCGAGGCCGGACUGUUCAAUUGCAAAAGCUUCUGUGGCAUCGAAGGACCGCAAUCGGAGCUCGUGAAUUCCCAGUGGGCUAGCGUCAAGUUCAAGGCAGAUCUUUUCACUCACUAUAGAGGGUUCACCUGUACAGCCACUGCUGUUGGAGAGGGCAAGAUACCAGUGAUCAACCGAACGAUACCAGUGGCCGUCACAACCACACCCCCAGUGGACAUCACAACCACACCCCCAGUGGACAUCACAACCACACCCCCAGUGGACAUCACAACUACACCCCCAGUGGACAUCACAACCACACCCCCAGUGGACAUCACAACUACACCCCAGCCCUGAAUCCCUGUCCACAACCAUAUCACUGCGCCAAAGAGUUACAGUCAGGCACAAGUCGUUACUAACAUUUAAGAACUUGGAAAGAGAUAUGGUAAUUAAAACGUGACAGGCA
This is a messenger RNA of Penaeus monodon (black tiger shrimp), 699 nucleotides long. Its product is annotated as cubilin-like. Bases 9 to 590 code for a protein of 193 amino acids. Gene Ontology annotation, molecular function: serine-type endopeptidase activity. The record is from RefSeq and is a predicted model, not a curated record. Lineage: Eukaryota; Metazoa; Arthropoda; Malacostraca; Decapoda; Penaeidae. The transcript is spliced from 4 exons.